GAUGAUGUUGAUGUCAUUGUUGAUUGUUGUAUACAGGGAGUCAAGACUUGUAAACUUAAUUUAUGUUUAGAUGUGGCAUACCAUAUUUACAGGAAGGGUGACUAUCACAGGUACCUUGCUGAGUUCAAGAAAAGAGUUGAGCAUAAGGAGGCUACUGAGAAUACCCUGUUGGCUUACAAGUCUGCUCGGGACAUUGCUCUUGCUGAAUUGGCCCCUACUCAUUCCAUUAGGCUUGGGCUUGCUCUAAACUUCUCUGUGUUCUAUUAUGAGAUUUUGAAUUCACCUGACCGUGCCUGCAAUCUUACAAAACAGGUAUCUUUACUAAACCUUAACUUUCUGCGAGACCUUAACCUUAACCUAACCUUAUUAACUACAAACCUUGAGGAGGAGAGUGGUGACGAGAUUAAGGAAGCUGAAGGAAAGCGUGAAUCAAGCGAACAACAGUGA
Molecule: messenger RNA, 447 nt
Organism: Spinacia oleracea (spinach)
Lineage: Eukaryota; Viridiplantae; Streptophyta; Magnoliopsida; Caryophyllales; Amaranthaceae
Product: 14-3-3-like protein
Exons: 3
Source: RefSeq, a predicted model, not a curated record